Messenger RNA from Sphaeroforma arctica JP610, 1259 nucleotides. RefSeq lists its product as hypothetical. The record is from RefSeq and is a predicted model, not a curated record. The coding region runs from base 229 to 471 and encodes 80 amino acids. Lineage: Eukaryota; Ichthyosporea; Ichthyophonida. The transcript has a single exon.
AAAAAACAUUGUACACAGAAGUAGAUACAAUAGUUUCUUCCAUAAAGGUUAAAGGUAUUUACCUGUUCGUAGAUCUCUUGAUGUAUAUACAUGUGUAAAUAAUUUUAAAUGUAUGUAUUAUAUACUUCUCCUACUUCCUAGAGUAGUUGUCAACAGAGGGCAUAUUUAGUAUUUCACCUGAACACAACUUAAUUAACCUUCACACAAUCUCGACAACUCUAUCUCGCCAUGCAGUCUGAUAGCGUCUACUCGGAACUGCACAAGAACGUGAGUGUGACCCUUAUCGUUGAUGACGAAUGGCGUAGUUUCAAAUUACCGGAUGAAGAGACGCUUUUACCCCCAGAGCUGUCCAUAACACUGGAGAAUUUCGACGACAUUACCGCCGAAGAAACAAAUGAGGUCGACUUGGCAGAGGAGUUCGAUAAGUGGAACGACCUCGAUAUGGCACACUUUGUACCCAAACGAGAUUAGUCGGAACUUAGCAUCUUGAUCACCCUGCCAAAAAGGGAUUCAAGUAGACUCGCAUUUGCAGUUCACAGCUUGAUGCACUGGUUAUAGUAUGAGGUGUCUUUGUCUUCGGCUGUAAAGAGGCUUCGGCUGUGUCACACACACCUGAAAGCCUUGCGACAGGCAUCUAUUUCUGGAAGAAAAUUUGUGACUAACUGAUGCCAUCCAUGUGUCGACAAGACGUCGGCAGUGACUUCUGAUCUCAGUGAGGUGUAGCAAAUGAUGGAUUGUCUGUAAUUGAUAAUUCCACCUGUGCAUAAUGUCGAGAUUAUGUACUUGAAACUUCGAGAGGUCAGGCUGAAUCAGCUAUGAUUGUACCACGGUUACACCAGUUGGCAAAAGAGUACACGUUCGCAUCACAUAAUACGGAUUGCGUAGGACCAACGUAUUGGAAAUGCCCCUAUAGGACUUCGUCAGCGUAGAUGUGAAUCACCCCUGCGAAUUCAUACGAACACAAAUGUAUGAAAUCUAUAGACAAGGCGUCGAUGAAGCACAUUGAGCAGUUUUAAAGUUGUAUCGCCAUUUGCUAAACAAGUGGAUGUCGGUUAUUGAACGAAAUUGGCAGCCGUCAUAUAUACACGUAGGAAUGUAAUUAAAAUCGCAACAAUAAUAUUGACUAACAUUCAGAAACAACAAAAGGUUCAAUAUAUACACAUAUGUAUAUAUACAUAUACACAUACAUACAUACACACGCACGCACGCACACACACACACACACACACACACACUACACACACACACAUAUAUAUAUA